Molecule: messenger RNA, 2181 nt
Organism: Acanthaster planci (crown-of-thorns starfish)
Lineage: Eukaryota; Metazoa; Echinodermata; Asteroidea; Valvatida; Acanthasteridae
Gene: fbxl3
Product: F-box and leucine rich repeat protein 3
Biological process (GO): positive regulation of protein ubiquitination
Molecular function (GO): protein binding
Source: RefSeq, a predicted model, not a curated record
CAUGCUGCACGUGCACCUUGCAAUGUGUGUGUUGAGUUGACAUCCCAGGUCCGGUGUAGAUCGUGCAUGCACACGUGUCUAGCUCCGUGCAUGCCGCUUCGCAUGCACCACGGUAUCAUGACAGGCGAAACCAUUAAAACUAUUCGAGCUGAGCUGCAAGUGAGCAGUCACUCCUCCGAUCCUGCCUGCAUCAACAAGUCAUAAAUUGCUCUGAUGUGGUGAUAACGAGACCGUCAUGGAGCCUAGUUGCUCAGCGACCAGUGGCCGUCGGGAUGCAGAGAGGCCACCACUCCGAGGCGGCGUAGUGAAAUUAAGGUCCCGCGAGUCACGGGCCCAGCGCAAACGGGCUGUCCAGCUGCACUUGGAGCAGCUGGCUCGGGACCUACACCUUACCGGCGAGCGGCAGUCAGUCUGGGCACUGCUGCCAAUCGAUUUGCUGGUGCGCAUUCUGAAGCUGCUGGCCCUGCCCGACCGGGGGCGCUCCGCCCAGGUCUGCACACGCUGGCAUGCCACCUAUCACAUGCCGGACCUGUGGCACCAGUUCGCAUUUGAAUUUGUGCAGGAGACGGCAUUGAUGGCCAGCUCUACACCAGCGUCACUUAUCAAACAGGUAUUUGAGAGGCACAGCGCCGACCUGCGGCACGUCACCAUCAAGGUGGACAGCCACCAGGAGUCCGUAGCCAUGGCGUGCGAUGUCCUCACACAGCUUGGGGUGUGUUCUCUCCACACCCUGAAGCUGAGCUCCAUGCUGGGCCACAGCUUCACAUCUGUGCAACCCAAACAGGUCACUGACUCCAUGCGGGGCAUCCUCACCAACUCGCCUCUGAAGGAGCUGGCCGUUGCAAAGACGCUGAUCGACGAUGCCUCAUUGCAGACAAUGGCAGACAAGAGCCAGGCUACCCUGACCUCGCUGAAGAUUAACUGCUGCCCCGCCCUGUCUGCAUCAGGGAUCACCAGCGUUCUUGGCAGUUGUUUACAUCUGUGCGAGUUGACCAUGGACUAUCACCAGGUGAGUGAUGCCCUUCUCCAGGCUGUAUCGACACCAGCCCAUGUACCGAUGAAAGACAUAAGUAUCCGGGUGGUUGAGCCAGACAGUGGAGAUGGGAGUGAGCCGGUCCCUUGGCAGGCCAUCAGCCACGUCGGCUGGGACUCCCUGUCCCAGCACUCCCCAGACGUUGCCUUCGCUUUGCACUUCCUCAAACUCGAAGAGGAGAGCUACGACCACUUUUUUCGCCACCGACUGCCGGCGACCCUGCUGCACUUCGGCUGCUUCAUCCCGCGGCUGGUCCUGUGUCGGGUGGCGCGGCACUGCCCGCGACUCAGGACCCUGCUGCUGGCCAACACCGGGACAGACGAGCCCAUCGACGGGCCGCUGGCCGAGAUCGGGGAGCGCUGCCUUCAGCUACAAGAGGUGCAGCUCAGUGGCGCCCUUGUCAGCUGUGCAGGGCUGGUGUGCCUGGCCAAGCUCUGUGGGCCCCGCCUGACCACGCUCAACAUCUUCGAGGACAUGCUGCUGCCGGAUGAGGAAUGCAACGAGGAAAGGAUGACCCAGGAAGUCUCACACUAUCUGCAAAGACCGUGGAGUGCGGAAACCUUUCCCACAUGGCCAGAAUGAACAAUAACCAGCUUAUUCCAAGUGCAACUGACUAUUUUUUGCAGUACACAUUUUUGCAAGAAUUCAGUGUAACACGAAAUGGCGAAAUUAAAUUUUUAAAAAAUAUUUUAACAUCAUUAUGCAUUAUAAAAGUUAUUAUUUAUUUUUGGUAAUGAAAUCAAGGAUUCUGUUGAAGUGCCCCUGGAAAUGUACACAAAACAACAGACCUUGUUGCUAGUGCGAUGGACUGGAAAGUCCCAAGGGAUGGGAUAAAGGGAUUUUCCCGGGGAAGAGGGGGGCUUCAGAUUUCUUUUUACGUUUACGUGCAUGUCUGAUUAGAGCAACUAGCAAACACACAAAAGAAUACCACUAUAUUUUUAUCACGAAAACAUGCAAUAACGUACAAGCCCAACCCCCAAUCCCCAACCCCCAACUGCCAACCCCUUCCCCCCCAGAUCAGUGCCUAGUCCAGCUGUUGUCAGUGUAGAUGCAUGACUAGACGUAUAUUAUGCAUGCAGAAUAUGCUGUAUUCAGAGUCUUCACGUGGAUCCUAGUUUUACACAUUUUGUUCAGAUUUAUAAAUGCAG